Pelobates cultripes (western spadefoot toad) is the source of this 246-nucleotide messenger RNA. The record is from the annotation of a GenBank genome assembly. NCBI's taxonomy places the organism in Eukaryota, Metazoa, Chordata, Amphibia, Anura, Pelobatidae.
AUGUCCGACACGGAUGCUCAGUGGGGACCAGAGAUGCAUAACCAAUACGAGUCCCACCACCGCCACCCUGAAUUGAUGAGAGAGGGUCCAACAAUGGAUGCAUUGUUCUACACCAACGCCACACUCAGUACAGCAUAUGCCACACCUCCUCUAGAAAGACCAACCAUACAUCAGACCCUGCCCCAGCCCCCGGUCAAAACCCAACCAACCAUAGGCAGCAUCAACCGAGCCAUCGAACCAGCAUAG